Messenger RNA from Solanum verrucosum, 1192 nucleotides. RefSeq lists its product as uncharacterized. Gene Ontology annotation, cellular component: nucleus. The transcript is spliced from 7 exons. Gene Ontology annotation, biological process: regulation of exit from mitosis. Lineage: Eukaryota; Viridiplantae; Streptophyta; Magnoliopsida; Solanales; Solanaceae. Bases 110 to 931 code for a protein of 273 amino acids. The record is from RefSeq and is a predicted model, not a curated record.
GAGGGAAAUAGAUCGGACAAUCGGAGCCCAAACCCAAACCAGCGCGCUAAAAAUGUUAAUUUGAAUUUGCAAUAGAGCUUGGUAUUCUGCACAUACAGAGGCCUUAGAGAUGGAAGAAAAAGGAGAAGGGGAAACAGAUUUCACGGUCAUUGAAACAGCCUCAGAUACUCUCGAUAGCUCUAUCAAAUUUCAUCUUGUUACUGAUAUCUUAGGUUUCGUCCUCUUUAUGCACCAGCAAAUCCCUUCCUUACUGCAGGAUCUCACUCUUGAAUUUGAUGAAUUGAACACUGAAUUUGCGGAAUUGGAGACAGCUAUUGUACAAGCGGAAACAUGUUCUUUACGUAGAAAUCAUGCUUCCAGGAAGAGGGAGGUGAGGAUGGGAAUAAGGAGACUGGAGAAGUUAAUGAACACUAUAUCCAGUUUCAGGACUGCUCUUCAAUUAAUGAUCACAGAAUUUCCUGCCAUUCAAAGGGUUAUUCUGAUUCUUGGGUCCAGUCCUCUGCGCCCUCUUAAUGUGUAUGAACUCAACUUUUCGUGUGAAACGGCAGCUUCUGGAGGAGAAUUUACUAGGAAUCGAGUUGCGGAAACUCUUUCAAAGAAGGCCAUCCGUGUCUUAGUUUCAAAGGGUGCAGGAUCUAGCUCCUCUGCUGGUCCUACCAAGUUGUUCCUCUUCGUUGAAGCUCCUUCGUCAAUUAACUUGCAUCUGCAUUUUCUUCCAAAGAGGGAUUUUAGGUACAGCAAAAAGAUAGUGCCUUUCAAAGUGCGGUUCAGUUGUCGAACCAAAAAUCUUGAAAGAGAAGCGUGUGCUGAUGAUACUCACCCUACUAAAGCAAUCACAUCACAUAGUUCUAACGUCGAUGAUGUUAUCUGGUUUCAGUGCCGGCAUAUUAUCAAAGGCUUGGCUUCCAGGGCAUCCCCAACUGAAGAGUGAGAGGUUAGCUUCAUCGUGCAUGUAGUCUUAACUUGUAGUAGCAUAAUGUUGAUGUUGACAUUGACAUAUACCUUUUCCUUAAUUUCCUUUCCUAAAUUCGAGUGUACUGAUAUUGGUCUAUGUUUACGAGUGAAUCUAAACUAGUACGAGUGGUUGUUUCUGGUGUCACACCUUCAUUUAUUGAGUUGGUGGGCUCUUCAUCAGAAUUGUUAAGUUCUUAAGAUCUAUAAGUAGUAUUCAAAUAGAAUAGGACUUAAUCGU